Diaporthe batatas is the source of this 810-nucleotide messenger RNA. RefSeq lists its product as uncharacterized. The transcript is spliced from 2 exons. Bases 196 to 810 code for a protein of 204 amino acids. The record is from RefSeq and is a predicted model, not a curated record. Lineage: Eukaryota; Fungi; Ascomycota; Sordariomycetes; Diaporthales; Diaporthaceae.
GCAACACAGGUAUCGGGGCACGCUGGGGGCCAAAAGUAGGGCCAACUGGUUACAGUUUGUCCACUGUUGGGUGGCUGGGUUGGUGACAGAGAGCUGAGGAAAAGUUCAAACACACCAAAAGUUGCUUCAGUUAUUAUCCAUCCGUAUGAAUCAUAAUAGUCAAUAAGGCGAGCUGGACACGAACGCCGCACCAUAAUGGCUGUGGGCAAACUCCUGGUGAUCGGCGCGACAAGCUCAACUGGCCAACUCAUCGUGAAGCGAGGCAUUGAGCCGGGCUGGAUAGCCAGUGUUCUUGGCAGGCGUACGCUGCCAGAGCAGGCAAGCAAUGCAGCCAUUCAGGUCAGGGCGGGGCCUAACUUCGAGGGCUCCAUAGACGAUGAAACCCUUCUGACUACAGCCAGUCGAGGCCAAGAUGCCAUAAUCUCAGUCGUUGGCCCUUCCAGGCCCCCAGCCUCGGCCACCAUCUUCGUCCCAGCCUACAAGCGUAUCCUUUCGGUCAUGAAGACUGAAGGUACUCAUCGCAUCAUCUCACUCAGCACUUUCAGCGUCUACGACCCGAACGACAAAGCGACCCUGGCUCGUUGGUGUCUCACCACCUUGAUGUGGGCCAUGGCACAUCGUGUGUGGAAAGCUAUAGUUGAUAUCGCUGGCGUCUUUGAAGCUGACGGGGGCGACCUUGACUGGACGCUGUUCCGCGUCGGUUUCCUGCGCGAUGGUGCUGCGGGAGAGGCUGUGGAUGGUUAUGUUGGCGAUGGAAUCGUCGGCCUGUCGGUCAAACGAGCCGAUGUCGCCGAGUGGCCGUUGGAAUAA